Molecule: messenger RNA, 965 nt
Organism: Clupea harengus (Atlantic herring)
Lineage: Eukaryota; Metazoa; Chordata; Actinopteri; Clupeiformes; Clupeidae
Gene: psmb8a
Product: proteasome 20S subunit beta 8A
Cellular component (GO): cytoplasm; proteasome core complex
Molecular function (GO): threonine-type endopeptidase activity
Source: RefSeq, a predicted model, not a curated record
AUACCAAGCGAACCAGGAAACUUUAUAGCGUCGUCGUUGUGAAAAAUGGCUCUCCUCGACGUUUGUGGAAUAUCAGGUUGGUUGAAAGAGAAUGGUUUCAACUCGAAGGCAGCGUCUGUCGACAAAGUCAACCACUUCAGUUUUGCUGCCCGGACACCUGAGUUUGCGGUUCCAGUUGGUGUGGAUCCUGGCACGUUUCUGAAACCACUCACAGACAGUGAGGAUGGAGUUAAUGGCGUUAAAAUUAAACUGGAUCACGGCACCACCACUCUUGCUUUCAAAUUUCAACAUGGAGUGAUGGUAGCUGUCGACUCCAGGGCGUCCGCUGGAUCCUACAUUAGCACUCAGAUGUUCAAGAAGGUGAUUGAGAUUAAUCCCUACCUACUGGGAACAAUGUCUGGCAGUGCAGCCGACUGUGUUUACUGGGAGAGACUUCUUGCCAAAGAAUGCAGGAUAUACAAGUUAAGGAAUAAGGAGAGGAUUUCUGUCUCUGCUGCCUCCAAACUCCUGGGUAAUAUGGUGGUGGGCUACAGGGGCAUGGGGCUCUCCAUGGGGACCAUGAUAUGUGGCUGGGACAAGAAGGGACCUGGGUUGUAUUAUGUAGAUGACAGAGGAGUCCGACUAAGUGGCAAUAUGUUUUCCACGGGAUCUGGCAGCUCUUAUGCUUAUGGUGUCAUGGACAGUGGAUACCGGUAUGAGCUCUCUGUACCGGAGGCCUAUGACUUGGCCCAGAGGGCCAUCUUCCAUGCAACUCAUAGGGAUGCAUACUCAGGAGGAACUGUGAACAUGUACCACAUGCAGGAGACGGGCUGGAUCAAAGUGUCACAGGAAGAUGUUGGGGAGCUGUAUCACCGCUUUGCUGACGAGAAGAAGUGAACCUGGUCCAAAAACAGCAACUCAACACACAAUACAGAAACAUUAAUAACUCUACUGUCUUCUUAUCAAUAAACUCACGUUUACACCGA